AUGUAUGAUUGGUUAGCUUAUGGAUAUUUCCGAGUAGUAGCUUCUCUUAAUAUUGAUGAUGUACCGAAAGGGACAGAUAUUCGGACUAACUUAGAUCGUAUAAAUGAUUCCAAAAACAUUGAAGAAUUAAUUGAUAAAGUAUCAGAUAUAUCCAAUUUCAAUGAAUUAGCCGGAUGUACCAUUCCAAUAAAGAAGAUGGAAGAUAAGGAAAAGAUAAUAUCGUCAUGUGUGAAGUUUUAUAAACUCGAUCGUGCUCAGUCUGCAAUGACAAGAUGGCGCAUCGAAAUUAGAGUUCAGAGACAUUUUGAUGUUUGCUACUGGGUCAGAAUCAGUACCCCCUUGUGGUUUUGA
Messenger RNA from Lottia gigantea (owl limpet), 351 nucleotides. RefSeq lists its product as hypothetical. The transcript is spliced from 3 exons. Lineage: Eukaryota; Metazoa; Mollusca; Gastropoda; Lottiidae. The record is from RefSeq and is a predicted model, not a curated record. The coding region runs from base 1 to 351 and encodes 116 amino acids.